This is a messenger RNA of Phyllotreta striolata, 532 nucleotides long. The record is from the annotation of a GenBank genome assembly. Lineage: Eukaryota; Metazoa; Arthropoda; Insecta; Coleoptera; Chrysomelidae.
GUGAGUCCCAUCAACAGGUAUAUUGUUUUACUUGUGUACAUACAGGAUUGAAUUUCCGAAUAUAGAAUGCAUAAUAUUCCGACGCUCAGAUUAUUCUCUGCAGUAUUUGCUUUCCUCGUUAUUUUGGCAGUAGUUUCAACGGCACCCUACGCAGAUUAUGACAACAAUAUCCACGAUUUGGUCGAACUGUUGAUGCAGAAAGAAAAUAUGGAGGAUCCCAUCGGUUUUCAUCAAGUGGAAAGAAGAAGAGGGCCUCAGCUAAGAUUAAGAUUUGGAAAACGAGCAGACGAAUUUGAUCCUUUUAUUUCCAAAGCAAAUGGAAACGAAAGACCUCCCUCUCUACGCCUACGUUUUGGCAAAAGAGCCGAUGAAGGCACUAAUGAAAGACCGACAUCCCUUCGCCUUCGAUUUGGAAAACGAUUCGAAGAGGUUCCCAUGCCAAUAUCUGGAUACCUCCCUAACGAAGGUGAAAACUAAACAUAAUUAACAUAAAAUAUCUGUCAUGAACAUUGGGAAUAAACAUAACUAAAUC